UUGAAUGCGAGUGUGUUUACACAGGCCCCAGAGACAAUAGAGAACUACAAAAAUUGAUAAAACAAAAUGAAGAAAACAGUGUGUAUACUAAUUGUGGCAAUCCUUAUUGCCGUGGCCUAUGCCAUGCAGCCUUUGAAUCAUGAUCAACAACAUCACCAUCACAAGCGUCAAAGCCACAGCCAGAACCAACACCAUUUGCAACCGCAUCAGCAUCAUUCCAGUGUACAUCGUUCACCAAAAUCCGAGGAAAACAAACAUGCCCACAAGGCCAUUCCCCUCAUUGCUGGAGGCGUCCAUAAACUCCAUAAGUUGAAGUCGCAAAGGAGCCCCAGGCAAUCCCACUCGGGCAAAGAGUCAAAGCCAAACCAUAAGCAUCAUCAGAAGCAGCACCACUCCAAGAAGCGACACACUGGAUCCUCGCGCCGCCACUAGAUUCAUAAAUUAUAUUUAUUUGCAUAUUUAUGUAACGCUUGAAAACUUUCGAAAAUGUAGCAAAAUUUUUGACAACA
Messenger RNA from Drosophila willistoni, 509 nucleotides. RefSeq names its product histidine-rich glycoprotein. The coding region runs from base 67 to 432 and encodes 121 amino acids. NCBI's taxonomy places the organism in Eukaryota, Metazoa, Arthropoda, Insecta, Diptera, Drosophilidae. The record is from RefSeq and is a predicted model, not a curated record. The transcript is spliced from 2 exons.